AUGACGUUUUUCAGGUUGGCGGCAGCGCAGGAGGCGGCGGGCGCGCAGGCUCGCGCGGCGCCAGCUGAUACCAUGGGCGGCGCGCACCAGCCCGAAAGUCCGGCGCCAAGGUCGCUACUUAUAUUUGCCGAGGAAAAUCCUAUUCGGAGGUAUACAAAAUUUAUCAUCGAGUGGCCACCCUUUGAGUACGCGGUGCUACUUACCAUCAUCGCCAACUGCGUGGUGCUGGCGCUGGAGGAGCAUUUGCCCAACGGCGACAAGACCAUCUUAGCACAGAAUCUGGAAAAGACCGAGGCGUACUUUUUAGGGAUAUUUUGUGUAGAAGCCUCAUUAAAAAUAUUAGCGUUAGGUUUUGUUUUCCACAGAGGAUCGUAUCUUAGGAACGUUUGGAACAUCAUGGAUUUUUUUGUAGUAAUAACUGGUAUCAUCACGCAGCUGCCGAUCGUGCCCGAAGUCGACUUCAGGACCUUGCGUGCCAUUAGGGUGCUGAGGCCCCUUAAAUUAGUAUCGGGCGUUCCUAGUCUGCAAGUGGUAUUGAAGUCAAUCAUCAAGGCGAUGGCCCCGCUGCUUCAGAUUGGCCUUUUGGUGCUUUUCGCGAUUGUCAUCUUCGCCAUUAUUGGCCUCGAGUUCUACUCAGGGGCGCUGCAUAAGACUUGUUAUACAUUAGAAGAUAUUAGUGAAAUAAUGAAUGAUGGUGACAAUCCAACGCCAUGUAACGCGGACGACGAAAAUCUUGCGCCGUAUGGGGCCAACGUAUGUAAAUACAACAAGAGCACGUGCCUCGAAAAGUGGGAAGGGCCAAACCGAGGGAUCACGUCGUUCGAUAACAUCGGCUUCGCUAUGCUCACCGUCUUCCAGUGCAUCACCAUGGAGGGCUGGACCGCCAUCCUCUAUUGGACGAAUGACGCGUUAGGUAGUGCGUUCAACUGGGUUUACUUUGUGCCUCUCAUAGUAUUGGGUUCAUUCUUUAUGCUCAACUUAGUUCUCGGUGUCCUUAGCGGUGAAUUCGCUAAAGAAAGAGAGAAAGUAGAAAAUAGACAAGAAUAUCUAAAGUUAAGAAGACAACAACUACUUGAGAAAGAACUUAAUGGUUAUGUUGAGUGGAUAUGUAAGGCCGAGGAAGUAAUAUUAGCUGAAGAAAGAACUACAGAAGAGGAAAAGAUGCACAUAAUAGAAGCACGAAGAAAAGCCGCAGCAAAAAAGAAAUUAAAAAACCUAGGCAAGAGUAAAAGCACCGAUACAGAGGAAGAGGAACAAGAUGAAGACUGCGGGGACGACGGUUUUUUGAAAAGCAAGUCACGGUCGGCUGGGAAAUGUGCGGACUUCUGGCGAGCGGAGAAGAGAUUUCGCUUCUGGAUUAGGCACACUGUGAAGACUCAGUGGUUCUAUUGGUUCGUCAUUGUCUUGGUGCUCUUCAAUACGAUAUGCGUAGCUGUUGAGCAUUACAGACAACCUAAGUGGCUAACAUCAUUUUUAUAUUAUGCAGAAUUUGUGUUCUUGUGUUUGUUCAUGAUGGAGAUGUGGGUGAAAAUGUACGCAUUGGGGCCGCGUAUAUAUUUUGAAUCCUCGUUCAACCGCUUUGACUGUGUGGUCAUAUCUGGCUCCAUAUUUGAAGUCGUCUGGUCAGAGGUUAAAGGCGGCUCCUUUGGUCUCUCUGUUCUUAGAGCCUUACGACUGUUAAGGAUAUUUAAGGUCACAAAAUACUGGUCUUCAUUAAGAAAUCUGGUGAUAUCUCUACUAAAUUCAAUGAGAUCUAUCAUUUCACUGCUGUUCCUUCUGUUCUUGUUCAUUCUUAUAUUCGCCUUACUUGGUAUGCAGCUGUUUGGUGGACAGUUCAACUUCGAGGAUGGCACACCGCCAACUAACUUCAACACCUUUCCUAUUGCGUUACUUACUGUCUUCCAGAUCCUAACAGGAGAAGAUUGGAAUGAAGUGAUGUAUGAUGGCAUCCAAUCUCAGGGCGGCAUACAGAAGGGCAUGAUCUACUCCAUGUACUUUGUCAUUCUCGUUUUGUUCGGAAACUACACUCUACUGAACGUGUUCCUUGCCAUCGCUGUCGACAACUUGGCUAACGCUCAGGAGUUGACGGCGGCUGAAGAGGAACAAGAGGAGGAAGAUAAGGAAAAGCAGCUCCAAGAAUUGGAGAAAGAGAUGGGUGCGUUACACGCGGUAGACGGAACCCCACCGCGGGUAGACUUAAACCCUUCAUCGCCUGCGAGUAGGAAGAAUAAAAAGAAAGAAGAGGCCAAAAAAGAAGACGAUGAGGAGAUACCAGAUGGACCAAAACCAAUGCUGCCAUAUUCGUCCAUGUUUAUUUUAUCGCCCACUAAUCCAAUUAGGCGAGGUGCACACUGGGUUGUAAAUUUAAGAUAUUUUGAUUUUUUUAUUAUGAUAGUUAUAUGUAUGAGUUCUGCGGCUUUAGCAGCUGAAGACCCUGUAGUCGAAGAAAGUAGUAGGAACAAAAUCCUGAACUACUUCGACUACGCGUUUACGGGGGUAUUCACGGUGGAGAUGCUGCUGAAGAUUGUGGACUUGGGCAUCCUGUUCCACCCGGGCGCGUAUCUACGUGACCUUUGGAACAUCAUGGAUGCCGCUGUUGUAAUCUGCGCCCUCGUCAGCUUCGGUUUCGAGAUCGGAGGUGUCAAGAAGGGUGCAGGGCAGAAUCUGUCCACAAUAAAGUCGUUAAGAGUGUUAAGAGUGCUCAGACCAUUAAAAACUAUAAAACGUGUUCCAAAGCUAAAAGCAGUGUUUGACUGUGUUGUGAACUCGUUGAAAAAUGUCAUCAACAUUCUCAUUGUGUACAUAUUGUUUCAAUUCAUAUUCGCUGUAAUUGCAGUUCAACUUUUUAACGGUAAAUUUUUUCACUGCAACGAUAUCAGUAAGAAUACAUAUGAAGACUGCCAAGGGUCGUAUUUCGUGUACGAGUCCAACAGCCUGUUGCCACACGUAAUGCCACGCCAAUGGAAGACACAAAAUUUCCAUUACGACAACGUGGCAGUGGCAAUGCUGACGCUGUUCGCGGUACAAACGGGAGAAGGGUGGCCACAAGUAUUACAAAAUUCAAUGGCUGCGACGUACGAAGAUAGGGGACCUAUACAAAAUUUUCGAAUAGAAAUGUCCAUAUUUUAUAUCGUUUACUUUGUGGUGUUUCCAUUCUUCUUUGUUAACAUAUUCGUAGCUCUGAUAAUUAUCACAUUUCAAGAGCAAGGCGAAGCUGAACUGCAAGACGGUGAAAUUGAUAAAAAUCAGAAAUCAUGUAUAGACUUCACGAUAGAAGCACGACCUCUAGAGAGGUAUAUGCCAAGCAAAAGGGGGAGUUUUAAGUACAAAGUGUGGAAAAUAGUCGUCUCCACACCCUUCGAGUACUUCAUCAUGACCCUUAUCGUCCUCAAUACAUUGUUGCUCAUGAUGAAGUUUCACGAGGCUCCACUACUACUCAUGGACAUGUUAGCAUUCAUGAACUUCGUCUUUACGUUCUUCUUCCUUCUCGAGACCGUAAUGAAGCUGAUUGCCUUCGGAUGUACGAAUUUUUUCAAAGACCCGUGGAAUACCUUUGAUUUCAUAACGGUCAUUGGAAGUAUUAUUGAUGCCCUCAUUAUGGAGUUUGGCGAGAAUACGUUCAACGUUGGAUUCCUACGCCUGUUUCGAGCCGCGCGACUGAUCAAGCUGCUCAGGCAGGGCUACACCAUUCGAAUACUUCUCUGGACGUUCGUGCAGAGUUUCAAAGCCUUACCCUACGUGUGCCUUCUCAUCGCGAUGUUAUUCUUCAUCUAUGCCAUCAUCGGGAUGCAGGUGUUUGGCAAUAUAGAUAUAACACCAGAAUCAGAUAUGAACAGACACAACAAUUUUCGAAACUUCAUUCAAGCACUCAUGCUACUAUUCAGAUGCGCGACGGGUGAGUCCUGGCCCAAUAUCAUGUUGGCAUGUCUGAAGCCGGCCAAGUGUGAUAAAGCCGCUGGCAAGCCAGCAAACGAGAUGUGCGGCAGCACUCUCGCCUAUGCCUACUUCGUGUCAUUUAUAUUCUUCUGUUCAUUUCUUAUGUUGAAUUUAUUCGUCGCCGUCAUUAUGGAUAAUUUUGACUACCUGACGAGGGACUCAUCCAUCCUCGGAGCUCAUCAUCUUGAUGAAUUUGUUAGAAUAUGGGCUGAAUAUGAUCCAAAUGCAACGGGAAAGAUUCAUUAUGCAGAAAUGUACGAUAUGUUGAAAAAUAUGGAGCCACCGCUGGGGUUUGGCCAUAAAUGUCCAAAUAGACUAGCCUUUAAGAAAUUAAUUAGAAUGAAUAUGCCGCUAGACGACAACGGAAGAGUUAAUUUUACAACAACACUAUUUGCCUUAAUUCGGGAAGACCUGAACAUCAAGAUGAGAUCUGCCGAGGAAAUGGACCAAGCAGAUGAAGAAUUGAGAGAAACAAUCACCCACAUAUGGCCUCUGCAAGCGAAGAAGAUGUUAGAUUUGUUGGUGCCUCGAAACGAUGUACUAAAUACUGGAAAAUUGACCGUUGGGAAGAUAUAUGCGAGCUAUCUAAUUAUGGAGAACUGGAAAACGUCAAGGUUUGGCCGAGAUAAACCACAAAACGUUUCGGCAUUCAACGAGAAUAGCCCUACGGCCAUUCAGCCGAAGGCGUCCUUCUUUAACUGCUUCCUGGACGUGGCGGCGGGGCUGGGCCCCGGCUCGCGCACCGGUUCGCUCAGCCACGAGCCGCCCGCCGGCGCCGCCGCCGCCACCGAGGGCCAUGCCGAUGACCCGCACAUGCUAACCAACUUCGCACGCCGGAAUACCAGAAGGUCACUCAAGAACAACAAAAAGGUAACGGAACUACAAGGCUCCCAGCAUGCCUCAAUGGAGUCUUUGGACGAGGGACGGUUACAGCCUCACGCGUACCAAAAUGGUCACCAUGGAAGAUCAUCUAGUUUAAGACGAACGCCGAGUCCAAGAAGACGACAUUACGGAGACUUCCACCACGACAUCGGCUUUUCGGACACUGUCAGUAACGUCGUUGAAAUAGUCAAGCACGAACACCACAGACACGGGCGAACGCAUCGUGCGCCCCAUCACUAUCACCCACAUGGGAAGGAGUGGAGGUCGCCGCACCCUACGACCAGCCUGAGCCAGCCCUCGCGGUCGCCCAGCCCGCCACACCACACCUACGUUUGGGCACCGAUAGGUGGAGACCGGGAACGAGACCGGGAUCGAGAGCGGGACCGGGAGUGGCGGGAGUGGCGGGACCGGUCGUGGGAGCGGGAGGGCGGCAGGCGCGGCCGCGGCCGACAGCUGCCUCCCACGCCUACCAAGCCGUCCACGCUACAGGUUAAACAGCAGCCGCCGUUCACCAGAAUCAGCCACAGCCCUUCGCACUUAUCGUUGAGGCAUACGGUACGAGAACCCGUAGAGCCUCUACACGACGAGUACGAGUAUGGCCGAGAAGUUGAAAGACUGAUACACCGAGAUUAUAGAUCUAGAGAAAGACGCGGGCGAGGCUACGAGUCGGAGCGCGGCGGCGCGGCGGGUGGCGGCGCGGGCGUGGCGAGUGCGGCGCCUCUCAGUUACGAGGCGGCGCUGGCGAUGGGCCGCGGCGGGGGCGGGGGCGGGGGUGGUGGCGGCGGGGGGUCGCGCGCGCUGCCGUCGCCGGCGCCGGCGCCGCGGCUGCCCAACGGGUACAAGCCGCGCGCGCGACACUCGGACUCGGACGAGGACGACUGGUGCUAG
Molecule: messenger RNA, 5706 nt
Organism: Achroia grisella
Lineage: Eukaryota; Metazoa; Arthropoda; Insecta; Lepidoptera; Pyralidae
Gene: cac
Product: voltage-dependent calcium channel type A subunit alpha-1
Exons: 40
Coding region: 1-5706 (1901 amino acids)
Biological process (GO): calcium ion import across plasma membrane; chemical synaptic transmission
Cellular component (GO): membrane; voltage-gated calcium channel complex
Molecular function (GO): high voltage-gated calcium channel activity; calcium ion binding
Source: RefSeq, a predicted model, not a curated record